Molecule: messenger RNA, 299 nt
Organism: Staurois parvus
Lineage: Eukaryota; Metazoa; Chordata; Amphibia; Anura; Ranidae
Source: the annotation of a GenBank genome assembly
AUGACUCGGUGCCCGCUGUUGUGCCAGAUGACUCAGUGCCCGCUGUCGUGCCAGGUGACUCAGUGCCCGCUGUCGUGCCAGGUGACUCGGUGCCCUCUGUCGUGCCAGGUGACUCGGUGCCCGCUGUCGUGCCAGGUGACUCGGUGCCCGCUGUCGUGCCAGGUGACUCGGUGCCCGCUGUCGAGCUUGGUGACCCGGUGCCCGCUGUUCUGCCGAUGACUCGGUACCCGCUGUUCCGCCCGAUGGCCCGGUGUCCGCUGCCUCGCCCGAUGGCCCGGUGCCCGCUGCUCCGACUGAUG